AGUAGAAGAAAAGAUUGUGAAAGCGAAAGAUCCCGAGAUCGAGCGAACAGAUCACGUGUCAAAUCUUGGCAUCGGCAUUUACGCCAAGUGUAGGGUCACCGUUCUCAACCCCAUCUGCAUCCGCACCUUUCGCGACAUCUCGUCAUGCGGAUCGGUCGCGGCAACCUUCAUUUCAUAUAACUGACGCGCACACGCUAUUGUUUCUAUCGGUGAACUGGUUGCUAUUACUGUCCAUAGCGGCACCCGCCGCAUCCCUCUAUUCAUCAUGGCUUUUCAAGCGCCAGUUGCCGUUCAGAAUGUUGUUGCCGCUACGACGGAGCUAUGGCCUACAAUGUCGGCUAUCCUAAAGUCUCCAUGGCAAGGUCUCCGUCGACAGUCGACUUCGUCGGGUGGUGCUGGACAACAUCAAGUCGCGGGAUCAAGGGAGAAGACUCCGACACCGGAAACGAAGCCUCACUCCCAGCUCACCCUGCCAGAGUCCCUCGAAUCGAUCCCUAUCUCCGCAUUACAUCAGAUGCCCUCACCCGAUGCCUUGAGGACGAUACCCACCGUUAUCGGAACCAUAAAUUCAGUGCCUCGCAAUGCGCUCCGGUUUUGUAAUCCGAUGGCUCGGAGCAUGCCCAUCAAAGCUCUCAUGGCGCGGCAGUACUCAACAGUGUCGCGCUUCGGACCCCUCUCGAACUUGCGCCCUGUUCCAAGGCUAGGAAAUGUCGGAUUGGCUUUUGCCCAGCAACGAUCGAUCUUUGGCGCGCCCUCCCACAGCGUGCUCGCCCGCCUGGAACAGACGGCGAACAGCAAACCGAACAGCGCCAUGGCUCAAGGUGCUUUCUACUCUGCAUUGCUCCGCGCCGACAUGCCUCAGAUCAUUGUGGAUAGGUAUCGUACGGGACAGUUCGCAUCCGACCCCAUGGUCAACUCAUACUACGAGAAGGCGUGCCAAAAGCUAGGCCAGUCAACAAAUACGGGUAUUCAAGCAGGGCAAAACAUCCAGGCUGGCAAUCUCACCCCUCAGCAAAUGCAGACGCUUGGUCAAGCUGUGGGCGCUCAUGUUGGCGGAGGCCAGCUUGGAAAGACGCGAGGCGGAUCUGGUGUGAAGAGUGAUCCUCUUUACGUUGUCAUUGAAGAGUCUAUGUGGAGUACCAUCUUCAAGUGGGCCAGGUGGCUCCUGGGGUUCGGUCUCUGCGCCUACGUCGCCCUAAUCCUGAUCACACUCUUCGUCGAGACUAGCGGUGUUCUAAAGAAGGUCGGUGGUGGCAGUACCGCGGAGGUCCGGCCGGAACACCAGAAUACCCGCUUUAGCGAUGUUCACGGUUGUGACGAGGCUAAGGAAGAGCUUCAGGAUCUCGUAGAUUUUCUCAAGAACCCCGAACGGUACAACAAGCUCGGCGGUAGACUUCCAAAAGGUGUCUUGCUCAUCGGACCUCCCGGAACUGGAAAGACCUUGCUUGCACGUGCCGUUGCGGGUGAAGCUGGCGUUCCCUUCUUCUACAUGUCUGGUUCCGAAUUUGACGAGGUUUACGUUGGUGUCGGCGCAAAGCGCGUUCGUGAGCUCUUCAAUGCCGCUCGUUCAAAAGCACCUGCUAUUGUUUUCAUCGACGAAAUUGAUGCCCUUGGUGGAAAGCGGAAUUCUAGGGAUGCGAACUACCACCGCCAGACUCUCAACCAGCUCCUUAACGAUCUCGAUGGUUUCGACCAGAGCACCGGUGUCAUCUUCAUUGCUGCUACCAAUCACCCUCAACUUUUGGACAAGGCCUUGACCCGGCCUGGACGUUUCGAUCGCCACGUUGCCGUUGAAUUACCAGAUGUUAGGGGACGAAUGGCCAUUCUCAAAUAUCACAUGAAGAAGAUUAGACUCGCCCCUGACGUGGAUCUUUCUAAGAUCGCUCGUGGUACUCCCGGGUUUUCUGGCGCGCAACUGGAGAAUCUUGCAAAUACAGCGGCUAUCCAAGCUUCGAAACAUCAGAACAAAUUCGUCUCUAUUGAGGACCUCGAGUGGGCCAAAGAUAAGAUCAUGAUGGGUGCUGAGCGUAGGAGUAGAGUCGUCGGACUCAAAGAUAAGCUGCACACUGCUUACCAUGAGGGCGGCCAUACUCUUGUUGGCCUUUACACGAAGGGUGCCAAUGACCUACAUAAAGCGACAAUCCUUCCACGAGGCCCCGCUGCUGGUAUCACCUUUUUCCUCCCCAAAGACGAGGGACACAAGACGCGCUCAGAAUAUCUAGUCGAUCUUCAGGUCUCUAUGGGUGGAAAGGUGGCUGAGGAGAUUAUCUAUGGAAAUGAGAAUGUGAGCGCUGGUGCUUCUGGUGACAUUCAAUCUGCUACAAGACAGGCCUACGCGAUGGUUACCAUGUGGGGAUUUUCUGACCUCCUUGGUAACGUUGACUUCAACUCCAAUUACGACCAGCUUUCUCCCGAUACCAAGCGUCUCAUUGACAAUGAAGUUCGGCGAUUGAUUGACGAGGCCAAAGACAGCGCAAAGCAAUGUCUACUGAAGCAUCGGAAGGAGCUGGAUGUGCUUGCUCAAGCCUUGGUCCAGUACGAGACACUGGAUAAGGAAGAAAUACUCAAAGUACUGAAGGGGGAGAAGUUACCAGACCGGCUCAUGUCUAUGCCAGAUACGCUUAUUAAGCUUCCCUCGCCAGCAGCAGCGCUAGCACCUGGUAACGGCAGCGAUCCAGGCCCUCCCAGUCCAGGGGUUCCAGCUUAGAGUAGGGAAGGAUUAUUAAUUUGAAUUUCCAACUUUCUGGCAUGCAUCUGCGAUUGCGAGGCGAAUGGCGUUGCUCUUCCGACUCUCACUCAUUCACUUCGUCUCAUGACGACGUCUUGACUUACGGUCACUUUUUCAGUUUUCCUUUCCCAUGUACUUUUAUCAAAACGAUUCGAAACUUCUGUGGGUUUGGACAUGUCUUUCGCGCUUUGGUUGCGCGGAAGUAGCUGGGAUAUGGGUGGGCGGACGGAGUGUAGUUUAGUUUGGCUAGGUAUGAAUGGAAAAUAGUGAACCGA
Molecule: messenger RNA, 3003 nt
Organism: Lindgomyces ingoldianus
Lineage: Eukaryota; Fungi; Ascomycota; Dothideomycetes; Pleosporales; Lindgomycetaceae
Product: cell division protease ftsH
Exons: 4
Coding region: 266-2707 (813 amino acids)
Biological process (GO): mitochondrion organization; protein quality control for misfolded or incompletely synthesized proteins
Cellular component (GO): mitochondrial inner membrane
Molecular function (GO): metalloendopeptidase activity; ATP-dependent peptidase activity; ATP hydrolysis activity
Source: RefSeq, a predicted model, not a curated record